This is a messenger RNA of Ruditapes philippinarum (Manila clam), 2695 nucleotides long. RefSeq names its product disintegrin and metalloproteinase domain-containing protein 10-like. Bases 1 to 741 code for a protein of 246 amino acids. The record is from RefSeq and is a predicted model, not a curated record. NCBI's taxonomy places the organism in Eukaryota, Metazoa, Mollusca, Bivalvia, Venerida, Veneridae. The transcript is spliced from 4 exons.
AUGUCCAAUGAUAAUGACAAAUUAACAAUACAAGAAAAAGAAGAUUUAUGUUAUAUUGGAUGUCGAAGAAAGAAAUCGCAUGAGUGCAUCAGUUCACAUGAUAGGUCGAAAGUUAAACAACACCUAGAGUUUAUGAAUUUGUUGUCUAACAUAUCCUCUGACAAUACUAUACUUCCUGUACAGGGGCCUACCGCCUUUGGUGAGUUUCCGGGAAAUACCUUAUUUCUUGACAAGUUCUUCAUGAAUGCUGUUAUCAAAAGAGGCACCUUGUGGGGCUUUUUAAAAAGGUCUGACACGCCAUUGGCUAGAUUAAGACAAUGUUUUGCAAGCGGUGAAUGCGCUGAACGCAUUUUAUAUAUUUUACGGGUAUACUGGUGGGCUGUUAUACUCUGCUCUAUUGCGGGCUUAGUUUUAUUUUGUUUAUUUGUUAAGUGCUGCGCUGUACAUACUAAAAGCAGUAAUCCGGAAGUAGAAUUACGUCACCCUCACAGAUCUGUUCGCCAGUCGGUUACAAGUGUCCGAGAUUCUGUGGUUCAUCCUCAGAAAACAUUUCGUGCCUCAGUGAGGAGUGUUCGUGGAUCUUUAAGGAGUGUUAGUGGCACGAUGAGAAAUGCUCGAGAUUCAUUUAGACGUAUGAACAGUCGACCAGUAACUAGCGAAUUUGAUUUAAAGAAAAUUGAAGAGGAAUUAGAAGUUCUUAAUAAAAAUCCGUCCACAAAUGUUGACGAUGUAUUUCUGUAAGUUCGACAAAGUUUGUUUAUGUAAGGAUGGAUGACAUAACAAGUUUUUACUCACAUGGUAAUUUAUGAAAUGCUUUUAAAAAGAUGUAUUGAGUUCAAAUCACGUGAUGAUAUAACAUGUGUAAUUAACUUAUAAUUGCAAAUAUCAUGUUGUUUCAUUGUUACUUGACAAUACAUCUUUCUUUAUUUGGUAGUGGUUGUGUAAAAAUUUCCUUAAUAUGUAUAAUUUUGUAUUUAUAGACUUAAAACUGAAUGCGUAAUGUGUAUGUAGUAUUUGUUAUAAACCAUUGGUUUACAUUGAGGAAUACAGUAUUAACUUGGAAAGCAAUUCAAAAGGAUUUUUUGUACAAUUGUGUGUUCAAAGAAAGCCGUUACGAUACUGUUUCAUUACACAACAUACAAUGUUUCAAUUAUAUGUUUGUAUGUAUUCUAGUUUUAUUGAGAGUCCAUCCUCCUUUACAGGCACCGAGAGUACGGACCCUGGACUUGUCACCAUUCAUAUCCUUUAAUGUUAUGACCUAUACAUAUUGAAUUCAGUAAUUCAUUGAAUGAUACUUAAUAAUUAUGUAUGCAAAAUGAUUUUUGUCAAUCAUAUGCUACAUCUAGUUGCAGAUAUAAUAUUCAUUUCGAUGAAUGUUGAUUGAAGACAAUAUGUUUAGGUUUAGAAUAUUUUAGUUUAGUUGUACCAAGUUAUCGUCGACAUUUUAUUUAAUAUUUUGGAUGUGCAAUGUCCAUUUUUGUCAUUUUGAAUUUACGUAUAUAUAGUACUUUUCUAUUUGAAUACUUUCAUUAUAGAUUUCACAACAUAAUGGUUUGCUUCAAUUAUCCGAUUUCGGAAAUCCAAAGUUUAUCAUCAUCAUCAUCAUCAUUUCCAUCAUCAUCAUUAUCAUCAUCAUCAUCAUCAUCAUCACCACCACCACCAUCAUCAUCAUCAUCAUCAUCAUCAAUACCAGUAUCUUCAUCAUCAUUGUUUUUGUUAGUCAAUUGAAAAAAAAAACGAAAUCAAAAUUGGUCGACUGUUCGGAAGAGUCUUUCAAAACAUAGUAAUAUAUUUGUAAAUAUAAUUAUCCAUACAACUGUCCACAAUAGCUUUGUAUAUAUUUUUAUAUACUUGUUUUAUCCUUGACAACGAUACUAUUUUCUAAACGCUUUAAAUUGGUAUAUAAGCAUAUCAUUCAUUGUAAAUUGUUCAUGGAGAAAACAUAUUUUUAUUAAAUGUCAUCAGAUGUGUUGACAAAAUUCAUUUGUUUAUAAACAAUGUACACUUUUUACAAUGAAACUUGUGUUUUUGCAUGUAAGAAAAGCUAUGAUAUUUCACUUCUAAACAAAGUACCAAAACCUUUUUUCAAAAAUUCUGUGAUAGUUGGUUAACAUAGAUUUUCAAUAUAUAAAUGUGAAGAUAUCAGGUAAGUCUUCACUUCUGUGCAGUCUUGUCUUUCCAGAUCCUAUAUUGUUGAUAGCUCAAUUUCUGUUGGAAUCCCUUAAUGGACUGUUCAAAGUUAAAGCUUGGCAAAUUCAUUGCUUAUAUCAAGCUGGUUAAAUGUAAAGUAAUAAUGCCAAUAAUGUAUUAUUAGUACAUUAACAGUUAUUAUGGUAAAGUUAUCAAUAUUGAAAUUUAAAAUAAGUGUAUGUGAACAUUAUUUUUUUUUGCUAUGAUAUUUUUUUGAAUUUUUAUGUAUUACUUUUCGUUAUGAUUUUUUCCCUAAUUAAAUCAAUGCUGAAACAUUUAUUUGUUAUUAUGAUCUAUAUCAUUAAAACAUUUAAACAUAAAGCUUUAUAUUUUUGUAAAUAACAUAAUCCUAUGUAAUAAUACUUUUCAUAAUAUAUUGUAAAUUGUCCGAACAUAAUUCAUUGACUUCAUAAUAUGUAAUAAUUUGAUGUUUCAUUUUAAAUUAUUACUAUGGACUUUUGUCCAUUGUACCAGAUAACAAAAUAUUUACCGUUUUUUAUACAUG